AGCCGCUGUUUACUCGGGUCAACAAAAGUUCACGAAUUAUAUUGUGGAUUGUGAUAAGCCGGGCAAUAUUCGACUUUCAUCCCGAUUGCCGGGCAUUAAACGUAGCGUGUGUGUUUUCGAAUCCGAUCACUUGUCACCGAAACACCCCCGGGAACGGUUGGAAAAUUCAUCUCGCCGGCAGUUGCCUUCGUUUUUGACUGGGAAAAUAUGGUUUUCAUAACGAAAUUUGCAAGGAUUGGCCUGCAGGCCGCCCGCCAACUAAAUGCCACCCACCUUGGCAACGUCCAGGCUCGCGCCAUUCAUCUGACAAGCCUCCUCGCCAAAGAACGCCGAUACACAAACAAACACGAGUGGGUUGAGGUGGUUUCCGGCAGCAAUGCCAUAGUAGGCAUCUCCAGUUACGCCCAGGAGGCUCUCGGGGAUGUGGUGUUCGCCCAGCUCCCAGAACCCGGCACGGAACUCAAGCAGGAUGACGAAUGUGGGGCCCUGGAGAGCGUGAAAGCUGCUAGCGAGGUGUAUUCACCCGUUAGUGGCAAGGUGAUCGAAAAGAAUGCCGAGGUGGAGGACACACCGGCCCUGGUCAACAGCAGUUGCUAUGAGAAGGGCUGGCUCUUCAAGGUGGACCUAAAGAAUCCCAAGGAACUCGAAGCCCUCAUGACCGAGGAUCAGUACAAAGCCUUCCUGAGCAGCAGCGGGGAUCACUAGAACCAGCAGCUAAUCCUAACCCUAAAGCAUCUUGACUGUAGCCUUUCAAACGAGUAAACUAGCAUUUGUUAUCAGCUGAAAAACGCUACACUCAUACCCAAAUAUCACCAACCAAACUCAUCGCCAUACACACGUUGUUGUAGCUCUUGAAAUUUGUUACGAAUAAGAAUCAACAGUAAAUCCAAA
Molecule: messenger RNA, 891 nt
Organism: Drosophila sechellia
Lineage: Eukaryota; Metazoa; Arthropoda; Insecta; Diptera; Drosophilidae
Gene: ppl
Product: glycine cleavage system H protein, mitochondrial
Exons: 3
Coding region: 208-705 (165 amino acids)
Biological process (GO): glycine decarboxylation via glycine cleavage system; protein lipoylation
Cellular component (GO): glycine cleavage complex; mitochondrion; cytoplasm
Source: RefSeq, a predicted model, not a curated record